Messenger RNA from Ceraceosorus bombacis, 1773 nucleotides. The record is from the annotation of a GenBank genome assembly. Lineage: Eukaryota; Fungi; Basidiomycota; Exobasidiomycetes; Ceraceosorales; Ceraceosoraceae.
AUGGCUUCGACAUCGGGUCUACAGCGAAGGCGAGGCGGAGGCGGAGUAGGAGGAGGCGCCUCAGCAUCAGAUGAUAUUUCAAGAGCCGGACCUUCGCACUCUCGCACAGCUUCUUUCGAUUCCUUGCCAUCCCGAACCGGUUCUCCCUUGGUGCAGCACAGCAACGGACGUUCUCAUCUCGACCAUUCCUCUUCCUCCUCUUCAAAUCCCACCGAGGGCUCCAACUCGGCAAAAAGUCGGACUGCAGCAGGAGCUGCCAGUAUCUCCACAACAAGUCAGAGCGGACAUAGAAUCGCGUAUGAUCCCAGAGAUUUACAGGAUGAGGGCGAGGAGAAGGAGAAUCCUAGAUUGACGCUGAUGGAAGAGUGCCUGUUGCUCGGAUUGAAGGACAAGCAGGUGAGUGUGGAACGCCAUCUUCAAGCGGAAAUCAUUCUCCUGAAAUGUAGGCGGUAGGCUCGGGAGUGCAAAGACUGUGUGGGUCGUGCUAGAGGAUGAGCAGGUCCGACUGGUGAGACCGCCGCAGUGCUUCCACGCUGGGACAAAGCGCUAGCCUGCUGCGCGACUUGGGCUCUACACCACCGCUUACAGUGGAGCAUCUUUAAUGGCAUCUUUGAACCUUCACACAAACUCUGACACUUCUGCUCCCUUUCAUACCUCACUGCAGGGCUACUUGUCUUUUUGGAACGACAACAUUUCCUACUCCUUGCGUGGCUGCAUCCUCAUCGAGCUAUGUCUUCGCAAGCGAAUAAGCAUCUCGAGAGACACCUCGGCAUCUUCAGGUCGGUUCAGAGGCAACGCUUUGCCUCUGCAAGAUAGAUUGAUUGAGGUCGUGGAUGGCAAAAUGACGGGAGAAGUCUUGCUAGAUGAAACGUUGAAGCUGAUGAAGAGUAGCGAGAGGAUGAGCGCGAGUCAAUGGGUCGACUUGCUCAGCGGUGAGUGUCUGGCAACAGUAUUUCAUUGCUCGAGUAGGCACUUCAUUCUAAUGCGGACACCUUUGCGCUGCCGCUGCUGGCCUGGGCCUGGUGAUCAGGCGAGACGUGGAAUGUGACGAAGAUUGGCUAUCAGCUCAAGCAGGUGCGGGAACGCUUAGCCAAAGGACUGGUCGACAAGGGCAUCUUGCGCACCGAAAAGCGGAACUUUCUACUGUUCGACAUGGCGACGCAUCCUGUAUCCGACAGCAGCGCCAAAGAUGCGGUACUCCGUCGAGUGUUGAGCCUCUUGACGAGCAGUACCCCUACGCUUCACGCAUCCGCACUGUAUCGAGAAGAGAGGAAGAACAUUGCCUUUGCAGCUACUAGGAGUUUGUCCCUCUUGUGCUGCUCCUUUAGCGCCAAUGUUUUGGAGAAUGCGCUCGCACACCUCUCUUACGACGCGAGGGAAGCGGCUUUUCAAAAAGUGGACGAUAUCCUUUCCGAUUUCAGCCAGUGGCCUAUGGCGCCUCGUUCUGGCAUCGCUGUGGGCAGCGGACCUUCAAAUGCGGCUGCUGGAGCGGGCGUGGGACAGAAGACGGGCAUUGGAGAGGGCAGUAUCAGCAGGAACAAUGAAGAGGGCAAUCUGGGAGUGAGCACGUUCGAACUUGCCAAAGCGGUUAGAAACGAUCUGAUCAGUGGAGGUGGAAACGAGGCGCAAUUCGAAGCUAUUGCGGCCGUGCUGUAUGUGCUCAGUAGGAUGGACAGCCUGGUGAGUUUCCUCUUGGCUAAAUGUUCUCCCGUCCGCAUCGCUGCCUUGUGUUGCCUGCCUGCUGAAUGCGACCAUGCUGCUGUAUAGCUAUGA